Symbiodinium sp. CCMP2456 is the source of this 1482-nucleotide messenger RNA. Lineage: Eukaryota; Dinophyceae; Suessiales; Symbiodiniaceae. The record is from the annotation of a GenBank genome assembly.
AUGUUGCAGCGCGCUGCCGAUGCAGGUGUAAAAGAGUUUUACUUGCCCAAUAUUGACAAAGACAGUAUUGACGACCUUAAAAAACUAGCCCUGGCCCACGAGAAUAUUUUUCCCAUGAUGGGCCUCCACCCGAGCCACGUGAAAGAAGAUUACCAGGAACACCUUGCGGCCGUCUUUGAAGAACUGGAGGGCGACACCAAAUACCAUGCGGUAGGUGAAAUUGGCAUUGACCUUUACUGGGACAAAACGCACAUUGCCGAGCAGCAACGCGCCUUUGGCAUUCAAAUAGAGAAAGCCAAGGAAAUGGGCUUGCCCAUUGUAAUUCAUUGCCGCGAUGCCUUUGACGAAACUUUUGCCGUACUGGAAGCCCUGGCCGAUGAAAAAAUGUAUGGUAUUUUUCACUGCUUUACGGGCAACCUCGAGCAGGCGCAAACCGCCAUAAACCUGGGCCUUAAGCUGGGCAUUGGCGGUGUUGUAACCUUUAAAAAUGGAGGCUUGGACAAAGUAGUUGAGAAAAUUGGCCUGGAACAUAUUGUGCUGGAAACAGACGCCCCCUACCUGGCUCCGGCUCCCUUCCGCGGCAAGUUUUCCAACUUGCUAAAGCAGAUUCCUGAAUUGCGCCUGAUGAAUUGCGAAAUUGACACCGAUAGCCUGGAUAGCCCCAUCGAUUCAUCUUCCUUGGGGCCUGAACAUUGGCAACGUUUGGCCAACCGCAUUUAUAAAGAUUAUCACCUGUACGAUGGCUUUGUGGUUUUGCAUGGCUCCGACACCAUGGCUUACACCUCUUCGGCCCUGAGCUUUAUGCUGCAAAACUUGUCAAAACCGGUGAUAUUAACCGGCAGCCAACUGCCUAUUGGUAUUCCCAGAACCGAUGCUCGCGAAAAUUUGCUGACCAGCAUUGAGUUGGCCCUGGCACUAAAUGAUGAGGGAGGGGCACGCGUGCCCGAAGUGGCGGUUUAUUUUGAAUACGACCUCAUGCGGGGAAAUCGUUUGCAUAAAAUAAGCACCCAGGAUUUUGAGGCCUUUCAGAGCUUUAAUUACCCCAAACUGGCGGAGGCCGGGGUGAAGAUCAAGUACAACGACAAUUACAUAGCGCGCAGCUCGCUGAGCUCAUUUAACGUAAAUACCAAACUGGAUAGCAGGGUUGGGGUGCUCACCAUAUUUCCGGGCAUGCAGCCUGAGUUUGUGCAGCCAGUGCUGGAAAACAAAAACCUGCGGGGCAUUAUCAUAAGAACCUUUGGCAGCGGCAACAUUCCCGAUCAUCCCUGGCUUUUGAAGGCCAUUGAGCGCGCCAUAGCCCGUGGUGCCAAAGUGGUGAAUAUUACGCAGUGUGACGGAGGGGGCGUGUUUAUGGGGCAGUACGAAAGCAGCCGUAGCCUCACGGUGCUAUGGGGCAAAGAGCUGGCUUUUGCGCUUUUCCAUUUCCUCGGCAAUACGAGCGGCAUCGCCACCCUUGUGCUGCAGCUCUUCUAUGAUGCGCGU